Messenger RNA from Porites lobata, 936 nucleotides. Lineage: Eukaryota; Metazoa; Cnidaria; Anthozoa; Scleractinia; Poritidae. The record is from the annotation of a GenBank genome assembly.
AUGUGCGCUCUUGCUCUAGUGAGACCUGUAGUUGCCCUAAAGCGUCUAGCGGCCGGAACUGUCGAUUCAUAUAUAGGGAAACUUAGAGCGAUUUUCAAUAGGUUAGGCCGUACAGGGUUUUCUAACCCGUUGGCACAUCCUUGUGUUAAGGAAUAUCUUAAGUUUGUAAGAGAGGAGCAAGCCCAGCAACCUUUGCCCCCUCGUCAGGCUGUCCCUUUGUUCUAUGACAAAUUCACCCGUUUAAUUGCCUAUCUUCGCGGGCUUAUUGCCGAAGGCUCUGCGCUUUCUCCUCUCAAUAGAUACCUCCUGGUCAGGGAUAUAACAUUCUUUGUUAUUGACUUUUACACUGGUGAUAGAGCAUCCGAUUUGGGCCGUUUGAAGGCAGAUCAGCUUUUUCGCCUUAAGGAUAGGGAGGGGUUCCUUCUCAACUUUACGUUUAGUAAAACGAGGUGUGCAGGUCAGUUUCGCCCCUUUGCUCUGUUACGUAUUCCAAAUGUACCUGUCUGCCCGGUUUUUUGGUUGAACUAUUAUAUUGCCGCGUGUGGGGCAUUAGGUGUCCCUCUUCAUGGUGAGUACCUCUUUAGGUCUUCGGAGCAUAAAAAGUUUGUGUCACAUCGUCUGUUUGGAGGGUCAGCCGUAUCUGCACGGCUCCAAAAGUAUCUUAAGGCUGCCAACAUUAAUGACGGAGAGACCCCUCACAGCUUUCAUGUAGGAAUUUCAUACACCCUCAAGGGUUUGGGAUGUACUCCGGAGCAGAUUGCUCAGUACGUGGGUUGGCGGAGCACAGAAAUGGCUUUGUAUUACACGCGCCGCUCCAGUGCUUCUGCUUCGUUGCAGUUGUUAGAACGGGUUACGCUCAAUCUUACUUCUACGAGCUCUCCGCCCGCCCUGCAACUUUCCCACCAAGGAAAUUUGCAGAGAAUUUCGUAUAGUUGA